This is a messenger RNA of Solanum dulcamara, 2693 nucleotides long. RefSeq names its product zinc finger CCCH domain-containing protein 6-like. Lineage: Eukaryota; Viridiplantae; Streptophyta; Magnoliopsida; Solanales; Solanaceae. The record is from RefSeq and is a predicted model, not a curated record. Bases 498 to 2354 code for a protein of 618 amino acids. Gene Ontology annotation, molecular function: metal ion binding. The transcript is spliced from 4 exons.
AAUAUAAAAGUAUUCUACUAUAAAUAUGUCCUCAGUCUAAUCAAUUAUCUAUGCUACCAGCCACCAGGUAUACAGAAAAAAUAGUGAGCUAAGAAAAAACUUUGCAAGGAUCUAUCUGUAACUUAGUAAUAGUAUAGGGGUAUUUUAGUCUAAUCAACCCUAAAUGAAAAAUAAAAAGACGAUGGCGUAAUGAGGUGUUAGGCGGUUAAAUACGAAAAGGCGUGUAACGAUCUUUCAAGCGGCAGCCAAAAUACAAAUAUAUAGACUAUAUCACUCACUCCCGCAGCGCCGCAGCCUAUUCAACUUUCAUUUUUUCCACUCACAAAAACGAAGAUUCUAGGGUUUCUCUGUUCUGUUCUGUUGAUAACUCAAAUCUCUCUACUUUUGUUUUAGGGAAACAACAUACUGAUUCAGACUUGCAUUGACAAACCUAUCAUCUGAAGGCGAAUUUUGAGUGCCGUUAAAUUAAUUUGAGAAUCUGAUUAAGCGAAUUCAUCAUGGGUUUGAAGAAAUCUAAGAAGGUUUCAUGGGCUUCUGGACCUAAUCUUUGUCAGGUAAAACAUUAUCGAAAAGAGGAUUGCCCAUCAAAAGUAGGUAAGAGAUCUCAACAUCAUCCUCAUUUAAAGCAGAUGCAUUGCCUGAUGAAGUCAAAAGAGAGAUUUUCUUACAGAUCUUUGGCUAAAUGGAAAUGCCCUCCCAAGUUUAAUUUGAACAAUAAGUGGCAAGUGGUUUCUGGUGAAGAUAGUAAAGAAGCAGGGGAUCAGGAGCAUAGGGAAAAGAGAGUGAUUGAGGUGGUUUGUCCUUCUCGGCAUGCAAUUCCUCCUAAUCCUUACACCUCGUCGGAUCUGGACCAAACUUAUGAUGAUAAUCAAACUCCAGUAAUUCGAAUCAUUCCCAUCGAAGAAGAAACAGAUGUAGGAGUUUCAUUCCAUUUAACGCCAUCCCAAACCAUCAGCAGCAAAUUGCCAGAUGCUUGUCUAACUUAUAGUCCAUCAUCAUCUGUCAGUAUAGUUACUUCUCAAAAGCUACCUGCUAAUGGAAAAUCGCUUCCCCAGUCUUUGUCAACCUUCCAAAAUCCCAGGAAACCUCUGACCAAAUCUCCUUUUUCUGUAAGAUGGCCUUCUAAUGUGGAAUCUACUUCUCAUCUGAAGGGAUCUGAGCAAACCAAAGUUUCUCCUAAACCACCUAUUAGUUACAACUCUGUCCCCCAAUAUAUCAGCACUCCAGACCAGACUGAAAUUUUUCCAGACCAAAUAGCUAAUCAAAACCAUGGGCCCAAGUAUCGAACAAUAUGUGAAAACCAGACUAUUCGCCAGCUCGAGUCUCAAGUUUCUGAAAUGCCACCUGCUAAGCACAACCCUGUCACCAAAUCUCCAUCCACAUGUGAUUUGACAGUUGCUGUAGCAACAGCUAUAACUGCUCUUGCAAAAAAUCAAGAGCAGGGUAGUCUGAUCGAUGCCAACUUAUUGGUUAGACUUCUCCUCAAUCCAGAAGAAAUACCAAAGCUAAUGAAUGAACAUGGAAGCGCUAACAAUGCUGCAACUGGUGCUGCAACAGCUGAUUCUUUUAUAGGUAUCAUGUCUAGGCCGGUGGAUCAAUUGAUUCCCUUGCCUAGGACAAAAACCGAUAAGGUAAUUAACAAACCCAUUAAUGAACGCCAAGCUCCCUAUGCAGGAUCUGGACCAAGUUUUGGCCCAAAGCCAAUGGCAAAAUUUGCGCCCUUGACGAUGACUAAGCCUGAAACAUCCGUGAAAAGUAGUUUGGUAAAUGAACAAGGGGCCCCUCCUCAUCUAGGAACUGCAAACAUUAGAGAGAGUAAGUCAAUAGUUCACCCCGCUUCAGACCUAAAUCUGGAAAAGAUUAAGAAACUGAGUAACAAAUAUGGAGUACUUGACAAUGCAGGAGGAAAGCCCUUGGUUAAUUCUGAGUUGGUUCCUUCAUCUUGUUCCAAAUAUGAUGUGGUUUUGUCAAGUGCAGACCAUCGCACCACCUUGCAGCCUAAGCUGUCACUUUCACCAAAUGUUGGUCAUACAUCUCCUUUAUCCUCGAUGACUAGUCCUACCCCUCUUCGCAAGGAUAUCAAUUACUGCAAGUCCCUGAUCAAGGAACAUGGAGACAAUUGUGAGUCUGUAGUUGAUGAAUCCUUACAAAAUACCAAUCCUCGUGAUAAUAAACGGGGGGCAGGUUUGUUAAAGAACCAAAAAUCAAUUCAGCGCAGCCUGACGCGUUGUAUUUUCUUUAAUAAACCUAGGGGAUGCCGUAAUGGUUCCUCUUGUCCCUUCCUGCAUGAUAUAUCCGGACAAAAGAGGUCUGGGGGGAUGUCGGAAGCUCGGGAUUCAAAGAGAAAGAAGUAAAGUGGGGAACUUACUAAUAGGACAUGACUCAAGAGGUAUCAUUUUCUUUUAUACAGGAAACUAGUGACAAAGGCAGUUGCACAGCUGUUUAAAUAAAUGCUCUCCGUUUUGCCUCUUCCAUGAGGGAAAUUUUGUAGAGCAGACCUUUAAAACUCGGAUUAAAAGUUUAGAAUCAGUCUUGGCUUUUAACUGAAAAACUUGAAGGAGUUUUCCUUUGAAACUCUGAACUUGGAUGAAGCGUUUUUUGCCUCGACAAUAUUUCUCUUCAGACAGGUUUUGCUGAAAUCGUUUUUUGCUCUCCUUGUUGCAAUCGCAAUCCAGUGUAGUGCCUCUCCCCCC